AUGGAUCGGUCCGUCCCGAACCCUUUUGGAAACUCCGACCUUACCAAGUACUGGAACCAACGUCGUCGCCUCUUUUCCCGUUUUGAUCACGGUGUUCAACUCGACGAUGAAGGAUGGUUUUCGGUGACGCCGGAACAAAUCGCCGACCACGUGGCGUCGCGUCUCUAUCAAUUGUCCGAGGCGCGACCAAUGGUGGUUUUGGACGCCUUUUGUGGCUGUGGGGGCAACGCCAUUGCCUUUGCUAAACUCCCUAACGUUACCGUGCUCGCAGUGGACGUGGAUCGUGCCAAGUUACGCCGCGCCGCUCAUAACGCAGCUAUUUACGGUAUUCCUCCACAUAAAUUGGCCUUUGUGGAAUGCAACGUCUUG
This is a messenger RNA of Phaeodactylum tricornutum CCAP 1055/1, 369 nucleotides long. RefSeq lists its product with no specific name. Gene Ontology annotation, biological process: 7-methylguanosine cap hypermethylation; 7-methylguanosine RNA capping. Gene Ontology annotation, molecular function: RNA cap trimethylguanosine synthase activity. The annotation marks the transcript as partial. Gene Ontology annotation, cellular component: nucleus. The transcript has a single exon. Lineage: Eukaryota; Bacillariophyta; Bacillariophyceae; Surirellales; Neidiaceae. The record is from RefSeq and is a predicted model, not a curated record.